Venturia canescens is the source of this 5291-nucleotide messenger RNA. RefSeq names its product HECT and RLD domain containing E3 ubiquitin ligase 4 (gene Herc4). The record is from RefSeq and is a predicted model, not a curated record. Gene Ontology annotation, molecular function: ubiquitin protein ligase activity. Lineage: Eukaryota; Metazoa; Arthropoda; Insecta; Hymenoptera; Ichneumonidae. Bases 347 to 3622 code for a protein of 1091 amino acids. Gene Ontology annotation, biological process: protein polyubiquitination. The transcript is spliced from 19 exons.
AUUCGAGUGUGUCACGUCUUUUGAAAUAUUGGCGAAAAAAAAAAGAAAAAUCAAAGCUGUUGUCUGAUUUACGAAUCUCCAUGUAUCAUAUUUUCAAAUUGUCAAUGUCAUUGAGUUAACUAGCACAGUUAUUUAUUCGAAAUUACAAAUGCUGCUGCAAUUAUUUUUUGGUCACACAAUUAUAUACGGCAGAAUAGAAUGUUCUAGAAUAAUGAAAUUAUUCAGCUACUCAAAUAUACUGCAGCUGAAUUUCACAAAAAACUGUCAUCAUUGAAAAAUUCACAAUAUGAUUGAAGAUACCGUGAUUGGAAAAGAUACCAUACCGAGUCACUAGAAAAUAUGAAAAAUGCCAAGCAAUAUCAUGGCUAAUCCACCAAAAAGACGUUGUUUGGACAUACAUGUUGAUUCGGUAACAAAAUACGUUGCGUCAAUACAACACAAAGAUAUGUUCUGCUGGGGUAGCACAGUCCAUGGUGAACUCGGCCUGGGUGGUAUCGAAGAUGAAUUCAUCUUGACACCUAGAGAAGUCUGUUUUGAAAAAGCCACACAAAUCAAUCAAAUUGCGUGUGGUGAUAAUUAUACCGUCAUUGUAACCAGAGAUGGCCAGAUAUAUUCCUGUGGCAAUAACGAUUAUGGUCAACUCGGUCAUGAAAAGCCGAGAAAAAGGUUGCAACUGAUUCCUGGCCUGGAGGCAUUUGUAUUCAAAAGAGUUGCAUGUGGAUCUAGUCAUACAGUAGCCAUCAACGAAUGGGGCCAGUUAUUCAGUUGGGGUUGUAAUACGGAUGGUCAACUAGGUUUCAUUUCACCAAAUGGGUCGGAGCCGUCACCUCGAAUGGUAAAAGCCUUAGGCACAAGUGUUAUUAUUCAAAUUGCUUGUGGAUUGAGCCACGUUGUAGCGCUCACAAAUAAUGGUGAGAUUUAUGCGUGGGGUUCAAACAAUGAAGGGCAAUUAGGAUUCGGACAGGAACUGUUGGCGUCGAACAAGCCGUUACUCGUGAACAGUUUGGUCUCUAUACCGAUAGCGUUCAUAGCCUGUGGAGGUUAUCACACCAUAGCCGUUUCAAAAUCAGGGGCUGUUUACGGGUGGGGAAGAAACACUUUCAGUCAAUUGGGUAUCAGUGGCACGGGUAGCAUUUAUUUGCCGUGCCAAUUGAGAACUUUGAGACGUGCAAAAGUUUGUUAUGUUUCAUGUGGUGAAAAUUUCUCAGCCUUUCUUACUGUGGAUGGCGGAGUGUUUACCUGUGGUGCGGGAAUGUACGGACAGUUAGGACACGGGAGCAUCGCAAAUGAGAUGUUGCCUCGUCAAAUUGUCGAACUCAUGGGAAGCGUUGUUACUCAAAUAUCGUGUGGAAAAAGACACAUGCUAGCGGUUGUUUCGUCACGUGGAAGAGUUUACGCUUGGGGCUUAGGUGGAGCCGGACAACUGGGAACCCGCGUAACACAGAGUGUAACAACACCACAAGUCGUACUAGGACCAUGGGUAUCACCAAAUGGAUCAGCUUUAUGCAAAGUAGAUAAUCCAAUGAGCGAAUACAGUGUUGACUGCGUUAUAAAGCGGGUAUCUACUGGGAGCGAUCACUGUUUCGCGACUGUAACCCAAAGAAAGGACAAUAUUCCGCCAGACGAUUUCAGAGUCACUGACCCUGAAUCACAAAUAUUAACGGUGACGAAAGAUCGAAUUUCAGUUUGUCUAGGAAUACCAAUGGGAGCACCCGUCGAUCAUGAUCUCAUGACAUAUCUUGAGACUGUCUUUAGAAGUCAAGCAUGCAUGAAUGCAUCGUUUUUGAUCGAAAAUGAUGCACAUUACACCUGUUCGAGUAAACAUCAUGGAGUUGAUACAAAUAAAGUCAUUGAAAUUUAUGGAACGAUUUCGGAAUUUGUUAACACGACCAUUAAUGAACUGAUAUAUACGAGUAUAACCGAAGGUCUUAUACCAUCGCUCCGUUCAUCACCUCCGGAUGUAGAAUGUCUGAGGAUUUAUUUGACCUUGCCCAUGUACUCCGCAUUUACCGAGCCCGAAAAUCAUAGAAACCUACAAACGCCAUUUGCCAAAGCUGUUUUACUGCUCAAAUCGGAAGCUCAAAAAAUCGUUGGUUCCUGGUGGUCAAAAGCUCCUGUACAAAUAUUCGAGCGUCUCGUACGCGUAUACAAAUUACUAGUUCUCUAUUUCAUCAAAGAAUCAAAAAACAAAGAACAUCAGCAACCGGUGACGAAAAACGUGGAGCUGAAAUUUGCCUUAGAUCUGCUACACUUUAUAAAUAAACUAAAUCAAUCCGCCGAUGAUGGCUUACGCGUUCCUUACGGGACGUUUCAUUUGCCAGAAUUGAGAGAAUUCAUAGAGGUCAAUACCGACUAUGUUGAAUGGUUGAUGGAUAAAAAUUCACAAACGCACCAAAAAAUCUACUUUUGCCACUAUCCAUUUUUGUUCGACGCGCUGGCCAAAACAAUUCUUUUGGAAACCGAUCAAGCCAUUCAGAUGCACUCUGCGAUGAGUGAAGCUGCCACGAGAGCUUUGACGCAUAUGUUAUUUGCACCCUAUCCAAGUGGUUCAGUUGAUGCUCGACACGGACAAUUUAUAACCUUUAAUGUUUCACGGGAAAAUUUGGUUGCCGAUACAUUAGCUCAAUUGUCACUGUACGAAUCGAGUGACCUGAAAAAACCACUCCGAGUCAAAUUCCACGGCGAAGAAGCCGAAGAUGCCGGUGGAGUUAAAAAAGAAUUUUUCCUGUUGUUGCUUAAAGAAAUUCUCGACCCUAAAUAUGGAAUGUUUAAACAAUAUGAAGAAACUCGUACUAUUUGGUUCAGCGAAGAAUCUUUGGAAGAAAAAGUUAUGUACUUACUUAUUGGAGUUUUGUGCGGAUUGGCUAUUUACAAUUUCAUCAUAAUCGACCUUCCAUUUCCACUGGUAUUAUACAAAAAAUUAUUGAAUGAACCGGUCGGACUUUCCGACGUGAAGGAUAUAUCGCCAACUAUCGCGAGGAGCUUGCAAAGCCUUGUCGAUUACCAGAAACCGGAUUUGGAAGAGGUGUUUUGUUUAAAUUUCGAGAUUUCGAGAGAAGUAUUUGGCGAACAUGUUGUUCACGAAUUGGUUCCGGGUGGCAGUAAAAUUCCAGUCACACAAAGCAACAAAAUGGAAUUUAUUAAUUUGUACGUCGAUCACAUGCUUAAUAAAUCUGUAGAGCCGCAUUUUCAAGCAUUUUACGAGGGCUUCCACAAAGUGUGCGGUGGCCGCGUUCUCGAGUUAUUUCACAGUCACGAAUUGAUGGCGGUAGUGGUUGGCAACGAGAAUUAUGAUUGGAACGAAUUGGAAAAAAGCACCACCUACAAGAAUGGUUAUUCGAAAGACGAUCCAACAAUAGUGCUUUUUUGGCAAAUCUUCCAUGAACUUUCGCUCGAAGAGAAAAAAAAGUUUCUGCUAUUCUUAACGGGUAGCGAUAGAAUACCUAUACAAGGCAUGACAGCGAUCAAGAUAACGAUUCAGCCGAUGACGGACGAGCGUUUCUUGCCAGUUGCUCAUACAUGUUUUAACCUGUUGGAUUUGCCCCGCUACAAGACUCGUGAAAAGCUUCGUUACAAAUUGCUCCAGGCGAUUCAGCAGACUCAAGGAUUUUCGCUGGUUUAGCAUUGAAAAUUCGAAAAAAAUAUGUGGCAAAUAAAAGAAAUCAAAGAUUACAUAAAAUGUCGAUCAGGGAACCUCAGAUCGUACGCGGAUUAGCCAUACGCAGGAGAUUUGAAAAAACAACGACAAUAGGAUUAUUGAACACGGGAAAAAACAAUCUCGAUACUCUUUGCAUCCUCCGAGGCUGUUUCCCCAUACGCAAGAUUCGGACACCUAGUCGGACAAUCGCAUAUUUCACGGUUGCUUUCGAACGUCGCUUGUAAUACAUCAAGUCAGAUCGUAUCUCAUUGAAGCCUGUAAAGAUACGAAAAAACUUAUUUUUUUAACAGAUUUUUAUGAAACUCACAAAACUUUGGGGUAGAAUUGCAACUGUCAAUAGCAUUGACAAACAUUGAAUCCCGGCUUAUUUUUCGACCAUAUUUUCCGUCUUGUUUUUUUUUUUUUUUUUUUUUCGUUUGGAACCGUACGCAACGAAAUUUUUUGUGUUUCACAAAGCGUGUGUGCCUUGACUUAAUAUUCAUUAUCGAGAUAGGAAAGAGGAGUAAUCAAAUUCCAUAACGUACAUUCUAACCGAGUCAGCAUUUACUAAACCUCAUGACCAUUGUUCAAAGAAAAAAAUAUAUUAUAAUAUAUCUAUUGAUACAAAUAUGUAUAUUUAUUAUUUUGCUACUAUCAAAAAGUUGUUGCAUAGGUGAUAUUUUAGAUACAUUGUCGGCUCGACAAACUUCACGUUACGCAAGUGAUAACGGAAUAAAUAAAAAAAAGGCUAGAUAAAUGGGGACAAUUGUUUCAAAAUGGGGCUUCACCUCAAAAUAUAAUCGUGAUCUCACAUGCUUUAUGCACGUUUGUCAAUAUCUCGUUUGAGGACACUUCAUCCUUGCCAAAAUUUUGAACAAUUAUACUUAACACCACAAUCGCUCAGAAUAUGGCUCACCCUGAAACUUUGACGCAAUAUGAUGGUUCUUUUUGUCAUCCGAAUCUUCCUAAUAGAAGUUUGGUAUUUUACAUCCCGUGCAGUCCGUAGGAUAAAAUUAUAUAGAAACGUUCCCCAUAUUCACUGUUAGGACAAGCAAUUGGUAGAUUGCAUUUACACGUAGAGCUCACAGUAACUUGCAGUGAAUAUCGGAAUAGAGCCUACAAUAUCGGUAAUUAACUCGAAAUUUUCUCUGCUUUUGCUAAGGGACGAAAAAAUAUUCUUGAAUAGUAUGUCGAAAAAUGAUUGGUGAAUCUGCCGAUAUUAACCGGAUAAUCGCUAUUCAGUGGGUCCCUCGAAACGCAAUGUUAAACACCGAACAAUUAUUAGUUGAAAUUCGGGUAACAAAGAUAAUCCGCCGAACUCCCCCUACGACUAUGGAAACUGAAUAGGUAUUUCCAAACUGUGAGGGUAUCACAUUACGGUCGUACAAGAUGAAUGAAAGAAAAAUGUUAGCGAGCGUGAAAUUGAGAUUGAAAUGCUAAAUAAUCCAUAAAUUUUCGAGGUAAGGAAUUAAAAAAUACACGAAAAAAAAGGGAACCAUGACAAAUGUUUGAAAAUUCGCUGUUUGAUUGUUAGACGUGUAACUGAACUACAAUUACAUUUUUGUAUUGUUGUGAUAAUUUACAAUUUUGAUUGAAUGUAUUUGUUGGAUUUGUCAGGAAUUUUUAGAAUCAAUAAAGAGGUUGUUGAAUCGCG